Molecule: messenger RNA, 752 nt
Organism: Oryza brachyantha (malo sina)
Lineage: Eukaryota; Viridiplantae; Streptophyta; Magnoliopsida; Poales; Poaceae
Exons: 1
Coding region: 66-383 (105 amino acids)
Source: RefSeq, a predicted model, not a curated record
ACAGAGCACACGCUUCAGCAUCUUCGCUAGCUAGCUAGCUGCAGCCUGCAAGAAGCUAUCAGGUAAUGGCGGGAGAGAGGAGGAGGAGGAGGAGGGCGGCGGCGGAGGCGGUGGCGUGGUGCUUGGGCCUGGCGGCGGUGGCGCUGCUGCUGGUGGGGUCGGUGGAGGAGGAGGAGGAGGUGGUGGUGCGCGGGGCGCGGCUGGCGGCGGCGCGGCCGUGCGAGGAGAUAUACGUGGUGGGGGAAGGGGAGACGCUGCACAGCAUCAGCGACAAGUGCGGCGACCCCUACAUCCUCGAGCAGAACCCGCACGUCCACGACCCCGACGACGUCUUCCCCGGCCUCGUCAUCAGGAUCACGCCGCCGCGCCCCCAGCUCAACUGAUCGACGGAUCUAUCGACUCAUCGACCACCCACCGUGUUGCUCGCCCACCGAUCGAUCAGAGAUCAUCUUGUACAGUAGACACCGAAUGUAUCGCCGGUAUGCAGAGAUGCAUAGUUCUUGUUUUUUUUCGGCCUGAGAGAUUUUCUGAUCGACGAACGGGUGUAUUGGCGGUGUUGUUCUGUUUCGUCGCGUUUGCUUCGUUUGACGAUGAACACGUGUUAGAACAGGGGAGGGGUGAGGGGUUGCUAGCUGCGUCUGAGUCUGACAUGGCAAUGGCUAGUAACCUGAUACUGUACAGUACUUGUAUGCUUGUCCAUUUCGUUCCGCGAGUGGCUACUUCUCGGUUCGUCACAUCAACUGAACUGGAAA